Messenger RNA from Myripristis murdjan (pinecone soldierfish), 2273 nucleotides. Its product is annotated as zinc finger protein 250. Gene Ontology annotation, biological process: regulation of DNA-templated transcription. The record is from RefSeq and is a predicted model, not a curated record. The transcript is spliced from 3 exons. Gene Ontology annotation, molecular function: RNA polymerase II cis-regulatory region sequence-specific DNA binding; DNA-binding transcription factor activity, RNA polymerase II-specific. Bases 131 to 1666 code for a protein of 511 amino acids. Lineage: Eukaryota; Metazoa; Chordata; Actinopteri; Holocentriformes; Holocentridae.
CCCUACGCAGCGAGCGGAAGUGAACCCUGCCGCUUCUUCUUCGCACAAGGCAACAACAAUUAAUGUCCGUCCUCUCUGUGCUGAGUAGUUGUGCUGCACUUGGCUCCGCUUAUGUGCCUUUGAGUCCGUCAUGAAGCCUCAGCUGAGUCGGGGCAGAAAGCCCCCGUCCCCGGCCUCCGCAGCAGCCGCCGGCCAGCAGCUCUCCCUGGCUUUCCACGACGAGCUCGUCGCCACGAUCCACGGAGCGUUUGAGGUGGCUGUGGACAUCGCAGUUCUGGAGGUGACCAAACUGGUCGGCCAGGCAAUGGGAGACCUCCAGCUCCAGAUGCAGCGGGAGAACGAGUCCCUGAAGCAGCGGCUGCAGAAAGCCGAGGAGACGCUGGAGUGUGUGCGCGGGUGCACGGGGGAAAUAAGUGGUAAUGUUUCCGCAAAGCAGCUGGUGAACGCCAGCCGCAAGCCCCAAGACUGUCCACCCGCGGGGAACCCAAAGCAGGACUGCGUGCGGCUAGGUGGCAGCACCCCUCUAAAGCAGGCAAAUCCACCGCCUGACCCCCAAGACAACCAUGCAACCAAAAACGAAGCUGCACAGCCAAGCACAAACGCCGACGUGAAGAAGGAGCCGGUUAACGGCGCCGCUGUGGACCCGGAGGAGGAGCAGAGCCACGGCUACUUCAGUGAGAUCUGUGAAAAUGGGCAGAUCCACUCCAAGGAGAUUCCCAGCUGUGCCUCGAGAAAACCAGCUGUUUAUGGUGCCUUGCUCACUGAACCCAGUGAAGAUGUUUCCGACUUAUGUGUGGCGAAGGUGGAGAGCCCUCACCAGACGUGCCAGGACCCAGCAGCUCAACACAGAGACUUGCUGCCGCUCCCUGGCGGGGCUGACACAUUAACAUCGGAGCAGGUCUCGGUGAAGGAGGAGAGAGCAGCAGAGAUGGGAGACACUUCGGGUUGCUGCUUUGACUCGAUCGGAGCAGAGGAUUUUGGCCCGGAGAGUCUGUCUCUCGUCCAGACCAAAAUGCUGGAGGAGUGGAAACCAGAGCUGCUGGAUGUUCAGAGCCAAGAGGCGGACGAGCUGCUGGCUCUGGCUCAUCCUCCAAACAUGACCACCAGUGUCUCAGCAGCCAGUGAUCUUCCACCCGUCUCCUCAGAGUUCCCCGACAUCUUCCAGCCAACAGAGCCAGCUGCCAUCCCUGCAGACCCGCCGCAGGUUUACGGAGUCAGCAUCCGCACUGGUCGUAACCUCGGCCACCCCUCCACCGGCAUCAACGCCUGCAAGAUCUGUGGUCAGACCUUCCAGCAGCCCAGCCUCCUGCGCAGGCACUACGGCCAGUGCCAGCAGAGGCUGCAGCAGGGGUUUCGGCAGCCCGUCCAGGGAACCAAGAGGACCAAACUGCAGCUUUACCCUCCAGGCUGCAGCCCCUUCCGCUGCACCGAGUGCAACCGAGAGUUCAACCGGCUGGAGAACCUCAAGACCCACCUCCGCAUCCACACCGGGGAGAGGCCCUACACCUGCUCCGUUUGCUCCAAGUGUUUCCGUCAUUCUGGUGCGCUGACCCGGCAUUUCCGCAUCCACACCGGGGAGAAGCCCUAUGUCUGCGGACAGUGUGGGAAGUCUUUCCGAAACUGUGGAGGGCUAAAAUUUCACCAGCGAUCCCAUAGUAGACAAUGAUAAAACAGUUUGUCUGAUACGGGGUUUUUAAAAUCAGUACCAAGACUUUUGGAUGGAAGCUGUUAGCUGAUACUUUCUGCUGGUACUCAGUAUUUCAAAGGAAGAUCAUUAUCCAUUUCUAAAAUCACUUUAUUGCAGGUACGCAGUUUUGAAUAAACUCUUUCUAUGCCUCACUGGCAUGAUUAUCUCUGCUGAGACAUCUGACAUAAAAAUAAUACUAGCAGUGGUCAGGGAGGAACAUCUGUCAUAUCAGAGGGACCACACUGACCAUUUGAUAUCUGUAUUUACCAAAAGGCCAAGAUCAACUGGAUAUGUCAGUAAACUGCAGUGAUGUAUCUGGCUCACCCUCGAUGACAGUGCCUGUCUGGACGGUUAUGGAGAGAAUGAGGAUAUAAGAUCCAUCAGCCCCUACAGCUCCACUGUAUUGUCUGGAUUGUUUUUAUUUCACCGUUUUCUACCAUGCUGUCCUUUUUGAAUCUCAUUUUUAGAAGAAUUUGCGCAACAAUCUUAACAAAUAUUAAAGUUUAAAAAAAAAAAAAAAGCACCAUAUGGCAUAAGCUAUUACGGAAUUUCAAAGUGCAUCUUACUGAGCUCACCUCUGUUAUAC